Messenger RNA from Apiotrichum porosum, 993 nucleotides. RefSeq lists its product as uncharacterized. Lineage: Eukaryota; Fungi; Basidiomycota; Tremellomycetes; Trichosporonales; Trichosporonaceae. The coding region runs from base 1 to 993 and encodes 330 amino acids. Gene Ontology annotation, biological process: biosynthetic process. Gene Ontology annotation, cellular component: cytoplasm. Gene Ontology annotation, molecular function: isomerase activity. The record is from RefSeq and is a predicted model, not a curated record. The transcript is spliced from 5 exons.
AUGUCCGACACCGAUCAAGCCAAGAAAGUUGCUGUUCUCACCGUGUUCACCUCGGAGACAGCCAAAGGCAAUGCCGCUGCCGUAGUGAUUACGCCUGAGCGUCUGAGCUUUGCCGAGAGGACAAAGUUGGGAGUCGAGCUGGCUGAUCCCGCUACAGCCACUGCAUUCAUCUCCCACCCUACCCUCCUCCAACAGCUCGAUGGCGCCGACUUCACUUCACCCCGCCCGACGAUCUCAUGGACGCGCUACAAUGGCCAGUCCCUUCCCCUCUGUGGGCAUGGAACCGCUGCUGGUGUCCAGUACCUUCUCCAGAAUGUCCUCAAGACCACUUCCAACGUAACCUUUGACUACUACUUUGGUGACACGGCCGAGACGGAGACGGUGCGGGGAACCAUUUUGACACUUACAGAAGGCGUCAAGUUUGGCGUCGACCUGCCGGCUGCCCACCCUGGACGCGACCUGACGCCCGAGGAGCAGACCGAGGUCGAGUCUGUGUUCUGCUCGGCCACUGGGUUGUCUCCAAAGGACAUUGUCGCAACGGUGGCUUCCAUCUCUGGAUACAAUGGUCCUGGGCUUACUACCAACGUGACGAUCCAGAUUAAGCCGUCGGUGGAUCUUGGCGCACUCAAGCUUGACUAUGACAAGCUGUCUACCCUACGCUUCCGUGGCAUCUUCGUCACCUCAGAGUGGCCGGAACACCGCGCUGACUCGGCAUUCCGCUCCCGCAUCUUCUUCCCCAAGACGGGCCUGUUGGAGGACAACGCAUGCGGGUCCGCGCACACCUUCCUCGUACCUUGGUGGAUAUCAACAUACCCCGCCAAGUUUGAGAGUUACGCUGAGAAGACUGAGGAUGGAGGCCCGCGCUACCGUGUUCCAGCGGACCAGCCGAGUCCCCUUGGGGCGAAGAUGGAGAUUGUGUGGGACGGUAAAUGGCGCGAUGAAGGCGGUCGGUGCAUCCUCAUGGGCGAAGGGAUUGUGCUGAAGGAGUUCUGA